AUGUCCGCAGACGGAUCUAAUAAUAUAACUAUUCCAGUUGAACACGAGGUUGAGCCUCAAGAAGAAUUCAUAAAUAACGAUGAAGUAGCAGAAGUUGUCCCAACUAAUGAUGAUGAAGACCAACCGAUUGACGAGGAGGAAGAUGAAGAAGAAGCAAAUAUGGAUGUUGGCAAUGACGUUCCCAUGGAACAAGAAACUUUAGAAAUCGAUAUGUCCAACAAUUCGAUAACCUAUUUUGAUAAACAUACAGAUUCAGUAUUUACUUUAGCUCAUCAUCCAACUUUACCAUUAGUUGUAUCUGGUGGAGGUGACAAUGUGGCUCAUUUAUGGACUUCUCAUUCGCAACCACCAAAAUUUGCAGGAUCUGUUAAUGGACACACGGAAUCUGUUAUUGCUUGUUCAUUUACUGCUGAUGGCAAAUUUUUAGUGACCGCCGACAUGACAGGUAAAGUUAUAGUUGAAAUAGGUGUAAAGGGUGGUUCACAGUGGAAAAAGACAUCUGAAUUAAAUGAAGUAGAAGAAGUUGUCUGGUUAAAAUGUCAUCCAACUAUAAAUAACAUUUUCGCCUUCGGAGCUACUGAUGGGUCUGUCUGGUGCUAUCAAAUUAAUCCAGAUGGUACUUUGGAACAAUUAAUGAGUGGGUUUAUUCAUCAACAAGACUGUACUAAUGGUGAUUUCAUCAAUAUUGAUCAAGGUGAAAAUGCAUUGGAAUUAGUUACUUGUUCUGUUGAUGGUACUGUCAUUGGAUGGAACUGUUAUACUGCCCAACCAACUUUUAAGAUCACACAAGCCGAAAUUAAAGGAUUAUUAGCUCCAUGGGUUUCUAUUGCAGUGGCUCCAUCAACAUUAACCAAUGGUAAUGCUGGUAUCGUUGCCCUUGGGUCUAAUAAUGGUAUAGUAGCAAUCAUAAAUGCUAAUAAUAAUGGUGCUGUUUUACAUUUAGAGACUGUAGUACAAUUGAAGGAGGACCAAGAAGAAUUGGAUGCAUCCAUUGAAUCUAUUAGUUGGGCCCAUAACUUCCCACUUAUGGCCAUUGGUUUAGUCUGUGGUGAUAUUAUAUUAUAUGAAACUAAUACAUGGAGAGUUAGGCGUAAAUUCACUUUGGAAGAUUCUGUUACUAAAUUAGUAUUUAACGGUGAUGACAUUUUUGCAUCUUGUAUUAAUGGUAAAGUUUAUCAAUUCAAUUCAAAAACAGGUCAGGAGAAAUUUGUUUGUACCGGUCAUAAUAUGGGUGUGCUAGACUUUGUAAUAGUGAAUCCAAAAGACCAAACUCAAUUAAGGAAAGUUAUUACUGCUGGUGAUGAAGGUGUUUCGUUGAUAUUUGAAGUACCAAAUUAA
Arxiozyma heterogenica is the source of this 1338-nucleotide messenger RNA. RefSeq names its product Sqt1p (gene SQT1). Bases 1 to 1338 code for a protein of 445 amino acids. Lineage: Eukaryota; Fungi; Ascomycota; Saccharomycetes; Saccharomycetales; Saccharomycetaceae. The transcript has a single exon. Gene Ontology annotation, molecular function: protein binding. The record is from RefSeq and is a predicted model, not a curated record.